Fibroporia radiculosa is the source of this 1791-nucleotide messenger RNA. RefSeq lists its product as uncharacterized. The record is from RefSeq and is a predicted model, not a curated record. NCBI's taxonomy places the organism in Eukaryota, Fungi, Basidiomycota, Agaricomycetes, Polyporales, Fibroporiaceae. Gene Ontology annotation, biological process: regulation of cell cycle; negative regulation of TOR signaling. Gene Ontology annotation, cellular component: TSC1-TSC2 complex. Bases 1 to 1791 code for a protein of 596 amino acids. The transcript is spliced from 6 exons.
AUGGUAUACGAGCUUGCAUAUACUCCUCCAAUACGAGAGGAUAUUGAGUGGGUGCGGCUGGAGCAGACGUUUGAUGGGGGUACUUCUUCUGCACCAUCUGCACAUCGCUAUUUCACGGCUUUAUACUACUUGUUCCCGUGCAACGUUAUCCGCUUCUUGCGGUAUCCGGUGAGGUAUCUCAGUGACAGCGGCCUUGAUAGCCCUUACACGAUUGGAUGGGACGAGGCACUGGAUGAAGAUAAAAUCCGGAGUACGAGCGAGCCUCUUAUGCGGGGGCACACUUUGCAUCCGUUACUCAUUUGGCGGGGCGCCGUCGAAGAACUGUCGCAGCCCGAUUUCUGGACCCAAUACGACAUUCCCCGUAUCGUGGGCGAGUGUACAAUGCUCGACAUGCGUAAUGCCGCGCUGGGAAUACAGCAGCGUGCGCCUGCCGUUCUCUCCACAGAUCCCGUCUCCCCGCCUUCGCCCGUGCCCGUGCCGGUCGUCCAUCCCAGUUCCACCUCUGCCCACGCAUCCCUUGUGUCGUCACCGACGAUCCGUCCCGAGGAGUUAUCCAUGCCUGCUUUAGGAGGCGUUUCGGGAAAACCGCGCGUGUCGUUGCAGGACAUGAUUUCUGUCUCAGUCGCAUUAAAGUCUGGACUUGACGUCGAAGUUGUGCACCCAUCCACUUCUUGGUCUGCGGGGAGUAUCUCUUCGCAUCCAACCACGCGGUCGCCUUCGCUUGACGUGGUAAGAGAAGAGACUGAGAAGACCGACGUGCAGCAGCGGCAAGAGGAAAGCGCACAGAUUGCGCAAGCAUCAACGAGUGGCCAGCCGACACCUACACAUAUUGGCCAGGCACUUGCUGGUCUGCAGAGAGAGGUUCUAUUGUUAAGGAACGAACUUAACUUUGAACUGUGGAAUGCACGGGAAAAUGUGAAACAUAUAGGACGACUGUAUCAAGAUCGUGUACUGUCAAAGACAGCCGAGGUAGAGAGGCAAGGGCUGCAUAACAAACUACGCGAGUACAAAGCAGAGGUGUUCCGGUUUCAGCGUGAGCUCAAGGAGCACAAGGAGCAUGCAACGACAAUGAAACACCAGUAUAUGGAUUGGAACCAGAAAAUGCAAGACAAACUCAUGGAGUUUCGAACCGAGAAAAAGUCAUGGAUGGCGGAGGCCGCUGCUCUGCGAGCCGCAGAUCAGGAAGCAAAGGAUACUUUCGCGGCGCAAGGCAAACUUCUCGCAGACGCUGUGCAGAGAGUAUUCCAGCUGGAGACGAAGAUAAAAGAGGACGCGCACAAAAUAGACCGACUGCAUGAUUAUGAGAAGCAGAUAGAGCAGCUGGUCAAGUUGCAACGUCUAUGGGAGUUAGACGUACAGAAACUGAACGAUCAGGCUGAGUAUCUGCAGGUGUUCACGAGCAAGUACCGGAAGAUGGAGCUGAGACUGGAAUCGUAUGAGCAGACCCAAAGCGAGAUGGAACAAGCGAUGCAAAACUACCGCUUUGCAAUCAGUUCUCUGGAAGCACAGCUGGCAAUUUCGCAAAGACAGCUGGAAGGUGCGCGCAAAGGAGCGGUUCUUGCGAGGCAUUGCAAUUCGGGUGAUGUGAAAAGAUUGGCAGAGGCAAACCAGAGACUGAGAGACGAAAAUUCAGAGCUGCGAGACGAGGUGGAGGAGGUCACGGCGAUGGUCGAGGUGCUGAAGGCGCGAGGACAAGGGCUGGUUUUUGACGGCCGGCAGUCACGAUCUGGGUCGGGGACGCAGGAGCAACUGCGACAAGGUGUGGAGAGCAGUGUACCAGCUGACGACUGA